This is a messenger RNA of Symbiodinium sp. CCMP2456, 366 nucleotides long. NCBI's taxonomy places the organism in Eukaryota, Dinophyceae, Suessiales, Symbiodiniaceae. The record is from the annotation of a GenBank genome assembly.
AUGGCAGAGCGAACGCAGCGAAGCUUCAGUGAUGCUUCAAGCCAAGAAGGCUCCGAGUGGGAACGAGGACGCAGCAUUGAGGAUGCGCAUUCUGUCGUCCAGGACUUGCUGGAGCGAGCCGUCGCAUCCAUCCAGGCCUCCAACAACCAGGCCAGCCGUCGCCGGGUACGCCAGCGGCUGCAAAGGAAGCUCAGCGACUUCUUGGCCAAGGACCAGUAUGAUGAGGCGAUGCAGCAGUUCAAGAUCCUAUGCGAGAGCCGGCUAGGAUACGUCUGGCGAGUGGCCGACAAACAUGCUGAAGAGCCAGGCGUAUGCUAUUUGCACUUUAACGAGUCCAAUGGGCACUUGGAGCACUGCUUCGUUUGA